This is a messenger RNA of Varroa destructor (honeybee mite), 2963 nucleotides long. RefSeq names its product BAG domain-containing protein starvin (gene stv). The record is from RefSeq and is a predicted model, not a curated record. NCBI's taxonomy places the organism in Eukaryota, Metazoa, Arthropoda, Arachnida, Mesostigmata, Varroidae. Gene Ontology annotation, molecular function: protein-folding chaperone binding.
AUGAGUGAUAAGUUACAAAAGUAGCUAUUUAUGCGGUGUCAUUCUUGACACUGUUGAAACCGCAAGACACUAAAAUGAGCAAGAUUCGUCUGGAAGAGUCGCCAUCUGAUCGAAUAACCCGUCAAAUUGACGGGUUGCGCCAGCUGAUGGUGGGAGCACUGUGUGAAGCUGUACGUGCACAGGCUGGGUUUGCAGCUAGCAACAAAAAUGAACUUCAACCGAAGACCGUUUCAGUUUUCGCCAGACUUUGGCUUUGAGCACGCUUCUAGUUCAUUUCGUGACCAUUUUGACGAGUCGUCGGAAGUGAACGAUAUGUUCAGUGCGGGAGCACCGCCGGGACGGUGGGAUGCGGCCGACCUGCCCAGGUUUCACGUUCCGGGAUUUGGUCACGACUUCAAUAACGAUCCAUUCAGUCUUUCGUCUGGCCAAUCAUUUUUUAGCAAUCCUCGUGGCGUAUCGAGAGAGGUACCAAUUAAGGUAUCCCAUUACAAGUCCGGUCCGGCUUCGGAUGAUUUAUCACGCGCAAAGGGUGCCACCAGUAGCUCAACGGGUACGACUGGCUCUGGCGAAGUAUAUAUCCCCAUCCAUGUAGAAGGUGAAGUCAGAAAAAAUAAUCAGGCACGCCCGGAAUCUUCAGGAGCGCAGCAUCAAGAAUUCCAUCACCGGCAACAACAAUCCCCAGUGGGUAAAACCCAGACAGAUGCCCAACAUGGACAGGAGGAAGUCGUUUCCGAGAAGCAGCAGCCUCAGCAACAGCAUACAUAUUCAUAUAGAUCAAGCCUGGGCGAGGAUAGUCCUCAUCGUUUUUCAACAAUGCCGCCUCGCGGGAGAACCUUCGCUGGCUAUAUGACUCCAGGAAAGGCAGGAGGUGGCAUACCAAUCCCCGUGCAUGUGGAACGCUCCGACUCAAGCCCGGUGAUUGGCGAUGACCGCUUCGGGCAGCAAAAAUCGCCGGAACGAGGAUCAGAGGCGCAGAGUAAUACUGGGACAUUCCCUCGCACCAAAAGCAACGAAGCGCCUUUACGAUGGAUACAAGGGAUGUUUAGGGGACCGCGUGUUGCGGAACAACCUGGUGAUCCGCAUGCAGCAUCUCCACCGCCAUCAAAUCCCGAGCCGGCACCGCCGCAACAGCCGGUUCAGAAAGCACCCGUCUCGCCACAGGAACGCAUUGACAAAGUCUUGUUGGAUCUCGCCGAUCUCAACGGUAAAGUUAACGCGUUCAAGGGUACUGACCAAAAGGCAAAGGAAUACCGUUUCCUCGACGAGAUGCUCACGCGUCUUAUGCUUAGCCUUGACGACGUCAUCACAGAUGGAAACGAGACCUUGAGGGCUCAUAGAAAGUCCGCAAUCAAAGAAGUGCAACGUGUCAUUGACAAGUUGGAGAAAACCGUUCAGACCAAUGCGGAGGCAGCCCAGAAAAAAAAUCAGCAGAAGCGGGCGCCAGCGCUUAAAGCACAGAAAGAAGAGCCCGCUGUUCACGCUCCUGUUGACAAGGCGCCUUCCUGUGACAUUACCGUAACUGCUAGCUCUCCUAAAGAGGCCUCCCCGCCAAGACGAGAUAAGUCUCCUAUGAAAAAGCGGCAGGCUUCUCCCAUCAAAAAGGACAAGCGCUCCCCUUCGCCGAAAAAAGAAGUUGGGUUAAUUGGAAGGCAAUGCGUCUCUUCGUGCACCAAGGAGUCGCAAACACCGUCCACUAUCACCAACGAUAGCAGCGCAACGUGUGACGGGGUAUCUGUCACCGUAAACGGAACGCCGGUUUCAUUGACUUCCCCUGUGGAUUCCGCUGCAGCAGAUUCGUCGAACACCGACCCUAUGGAAAAAAUGAAAUUCGCUGACGAUAGUCAGACUGACGAACCCACCACCCCGGAGCCUAUUGUGUCCACCGCAAGCAUUGAACUAAAGAAAUAGAUGCUAUCUAAGUGCACUGCUAGUGGAUAUAUAUAUAUAUAUAUACAAAAAAGUAAUAAUCUGAUGUUAUCUAAUGACAUCAAUGCAUUAUUAAGUUAUACUUAUAUAUACUAUAAUUUCUGCUGAUACAUGUUUCUGCUUCUUGGAAUUGAGAAGAGGGAUUAUCAUAAGUGCAGCAGGGAAAGAGAAGCUAGGAGAGCCAGCUGGCCGAAUAUGAUUGUUGCCUUAUAGCCUGAUUUAAUCAGUGGCAUGGAUGCAGUGACGAAAGCCGCUAAGACAGAGUACGUGGUAUGUUAGUUUGACAUGGUGAAGGCCGUAAUAGCUCGCUAACCAGAUGAUGAUUACUUGCCAACAUUGCCAUGGUUUUGGAUGGUAAGUGUGCACCUUAAGGUUUUGAGGCAUGGUGUUUGGUGCCGGACAGACAUAAAAGCACGUAAAUCAAGUAAGAUUCGAUAGUUAUGGUGGUAAUGACAACUUGAAGGUGAAUAUUAUGGGAAGUUGUAGCUGUCGUUUGCAACGACAAAUAGCUCCUUUCUUCGAGUGCUAGUCAGAUGAAGAUAGAUGAAGUGUCUCAAUUCCAAGUCGUCAGGCUUUCGAGGUUGUUCGUUCGAGAUCUGUCUGAAGAUUGCUCAUUGCAGUACGUCUGCUAGCCGCCCAACGGGAACUAGCUGAAAUAUUAAACUUGGGUGAGCAUCUCCUUGACAUAACUCUCCAGUGAGCUCAUGUAUAUAUGCAGCGUAAGUGAAAGACCGAGGAGAAGGCUGGGGUAAGUCGAACGAGCUGCUGGAUCCGCACCUCACGGGUCAAGAGGCUGCCAGUCAGUUGUGCUGGCGCAAUUUCGUCGCAGAGAGAGCAACUUCAUGGAACGAGGAAACCGCGCCAACAGUCGUCGAGUCUUCAAGCUAAAUACCCCUUGCUAAGGUAUUCCCUGUGAAUACUAGCGGCGCCCUCGGCCAACGUUGACACAAUGUACUUCAUGAUCUAUAAUGGUGAUGAUGAUUUAAAGUGCGGUUAUGUAAAUAAAAUAUUUAUCUAUCUAUCAUAUGGCACAUAUA